AUGGCUGUAAUCUACGAAGGGAAUAGACAUCUGGCGAAUUUUGACUAUAAUCAAUUUUUCCAUCCGAACGUUUGUCACGUUUGCAAAUCAACAGACCAGAACAAUUUGCUGUCGUGCAAUCGGUGUUACAUGAUCUCUUACUGUACCGAGGAACACAAAAUAUUGCACCAAUCACACCACGAAGAUAUCUGUGUACUCAUAUCAAGUGUCCUAGACGAGGAUCCGGAUUGGAACACUCGCCGUUUAUUCUUCCACGAGUGGAUCGAAAUACAGAAAACUUUCGCGGAGAUAAUACGGAUGACAUUGACACGUGAGCUGAUGCCGUACGAAAAACAGAUGUUCGUGUUUGCGAAAUCGUGUUUCAUAUGCCACCAACGGGGCAAUUUGUAUACGUGUGAAAGAUGCAUUUCGUUCAGUUAUUGUGUUGAUCACGCGGAAUUGGCACUUUUACACCAUCCGACCAUGUGCGAAUUGUUGACGUUGACUCUCAAAUUAGAUAUUGCAGCUAUCGAGCAAAAAACGUGGCAAACACUGCAAGUCAAAUUCACCACAUUUCCCAGUAAGAAGAAACGUGUCACCAACAUGGGUACAUUUUGUAAUCAAUAUUUCCGACCUCAAAAAGGAGAUCUUUACUGGUGCCUUUAUGAUCACAUCUUUACGGAUUACGUGUCAGAUCCGUUGACUGUGCAUAAUGGGUUGAAGUCUGCAAAUUGGUUUCGUCUUGAGGAGACGAUGGGUAUCUUCACGGUUCACGUUAUAGCCGCGAACUACGUGAACAGGCACAAUUUUCCAGCUUGGGAGCUUUUCUUACAUCUCUUGAAUAAAAAUAGCAAACUGAUAAUCGUAAUGAUAGGACCCGAAUUACAAACUGAAUUUAACGAACACAAAGUUUGUUCCCGUUGCAAGAUAGCUAGGAAGAAGCUUAUUCUUGAAUCCUUCCCUCUACUUUAUCACCAUUAUGUUUCCAGUACUAGUUACAAGCCACCCACUUUAAUCGUGGGAUUUCAAGCAGAGGUUCAUGUCGGGGUGACAUGGUCGGAGUCCAUAAUAGCAAUUCAGGCUCGAAACUGUCCAUUUCUUUUAACCGCUAAAACGGAAACAAAAUUGCUAAAGGACAUGAUUAAGAUGCGAGAAGUCCUGAAUAAAUCUGUAAAUUCUUUUCUCAACGUCAAGAAUAAGUUUUUUUCUUAUAGACCGUACAGAGACUUUGAGACAGAAAACGUAUCAUAUCGUAACACGUAUUUGGCUAUAUUCAAGAAUCUAAAUUAA
Messenger RNA from Dinoponera quadriceps, 1269 nucleotides. RefSeq lists its product as uncharacterized. Gene Ontology annotation, cellular component: extrinsic component of mitochondrial inner membrane. The record is from RefSeq and is a predicted model, not a curated record. The coding region runs from base 1 to 1269 and encodes 422 amino acids. Lineage: Eukaryota; Metazoa; Arthropoda; Insecta; Hymenoptera; Formicidae. The transcript has a single exon.